Molecule: messenger RNA, 6440 nt
Organism: Eublepharis macularius
Lineage: Eukaryota; Metazoa; Chordata; Lepidosauria; Squamata; Eublepharidae
Gene: DGCR8
Product: DGCR8 microprocessor complex subunit
Exons: 14
Coding region: 466-2784 (772 amino acids)
Biological process (GO): primary miRNA processing
Cellular component (GO): microprocessor complex
Molecular function (GO): double-stranded RNA binding; identical protein binding; primary miRNA binding
Source: RefSeq, a predicted model, not a curated record
AGAUGGCGGCGGCGAAGAGGGAGCUGCUGUUCUGAGGGAGGCCGAGGCGGAAAGGAGAGAAGACGCCAGACGCCUUCGGCCCGGUUUCUUCCCCCCGCCUCGGCUGACUGGCGGGUGGAGGAAACAAAACUAAACAAAACAAAAAGGGCGAAGCGGGAGAGGAGCGACUGCAGGCAACGCCGGGCAUGGCCCAGGUUGAAAGAAGACAAGGACACCUGCACGCGGCCAGUGAAGAUGCUCUCUACUUCGACUUCAGCUAUUUAAGCUGAAUGCAUUGUGAUUUCCAGUAAUUGAGACAGUGAUUUUGAAAGCUGUCUACAUUAAUGAAAAGAACAAUGUAGUCAGCUUAACUGAAUCAUCAGUGUUGCAUAUUGAAUAGAGCAUGACAAAAACCUAUCCUGACGGACUUCUGCAUGUUAGGAAUAUAGAUUAUAUACUUUAAGCCUUGUUUUGUAAGUUUUAAUUAUGGAGAUGUAUGAAAAUGCACCUCCCCUUCCAAAAGAGCCAGCAAUUGAAGUGAAUGUGGAGAAUGAUUCUUGUCCCCCACCACUGCCGCCUAAUGAACAGCCUCCACCACCUCCCCUGCAAACGUCCAGUGACGCAGAGGUAAUGGACGUUGGCUCUGGUGGUGAUGGACAGUCAGAUACCCCUGCUGGGGACACGCACACUGUCGGCAGAACGCAGCUUCUCACAAAAGGAUCUUCAUGCUACAAAAGUCGUCUUAUCGUAGAUCCUAAUAGUGACCAAAGCCCAAGAACUGCUCGUCACGCGCCUUCAGUUAGAAAGUUCACCCCUGAUCUUAAGUUACUUAAAGAUGUAAAGAUUAGUGUUAGCUUUACAGAAAGCUGCAAAAGCAAAGACAGAAAAGUUCUGUACACUGGAGCUGAGCAAGAUUAUGAGACAGAUUCAGGUUUAGGUAUUAAUAAUGUCAAUGGUGAUAUGCAUGUUUGUCCUUUUGGGGGUAGUAAUGGUCAAGCUACGCGGGUAGCUGGUGAAACAGAUGACAAAAAAGAUGAUGAAAAUGAUAUAGAUCAGGAAAAAAGAGUGGAGUAUGCUGUUCUGGAUGAUUUAGAAGACUUUACUGACAACUUGAUGGAAAUAGAUGAAGAAGGAGGGUUUACAUCUAAAGCAAUUGUUCAGAGAGACAAAGCGGAUGAAGAGACCUUGAACUAUUCUUAUGAGGACGAAUUUGAUAAUGAUGUGGAUGCUCUGCUGGAAGAAGGUCUUUGUGUUCCCAAGAAAAGGAGAAUUGAUGAGAAAUAUACCGGGGAGAGUGACCAUCAGUCUGAUGGAGAGACAAGUGUGCAGCCCAUGAUGACCAAAAUAAAAACUGUUCUUAAAAGUCGCGGCCGCCCUCCUACAGAGCCCUUGCCUGAUGGAUGGAUCAUGACAUUCCAUAAUUCAGGCAUUCCUGUAUAUCUCCAUAGAGAAUCCAGAGUUGUUACCUGGUCCAGACCUUACUUCUUGGGAACAGGAAGUAUAAGGAAACAUGACCCUCCUUUAAGUAGCAUUCCUUGUUUGCAUUACAAGAAAAUGAAGGAAAAUGAGGAAAGGGAACAAAGCAACGACAUAACACCAAAUGGUGAAGUAUCACCUAUAAAACUCUUGGAUAAGGCUUUAGAACCGGAUUGCCAAGCAGAGGAGCCAGACUCCACUGGUGCUGAUUCAGGGACUUUAGAGGAGAAAGACCCUUCUGGGGGAGAUGCAGCACAAGGAGCUUUAGGCCAAGUCAAGGCCAAAGUUGAAGUGUGCAAAGAUGAAUCAGUAGAUCUGGAAGAUUUUAGACACUACCUUGAAAAGCGUUUUGAUUUUGAGCAAGUAACUGUAAAAAAGUUCCGAACUUGGGCAGAGAGACGACAGUUCAACCGUGAAAUGAAGAGAAAACAGGCAGAGUCUGAGCGGCCCAUUCUGCCAGCCAAUCAGAAACUGAUUACCUUGUCUGUACAAGAUGCACCUACAAAGAAAGAGUUUGUUAUUAAUCCCAAUGGGAAGUCUGAAGUUUGCAUCCUGCAUGAAUAUAUGCAACGAGUCCUAAAGGUUCGCCCUGUUUACAAUUUCUUUGAAUGUGAGAAUCCAAGUGAGCCUUUUGGAGCAUCUGUGAUUAUUGAUGGGGUGACUUAUGGAGCAGGAACGGCAAGCAGCAAAAAACUCGCCAAGAAUAAAGCUGCCCGAGCUACACUGGAAAUCCUCAUUCCUGACUUCGUUAAGCAAACCUCUGAGGAAAAGCCCAAAGAUAGUGAAGAGCUAGAGUAUUUUAACCAUAUCAGUAUUGAGGACUCACGGGUAUAUGAACUGACCAGUAAAGCUGGACUUUUGUCUCCUUAUCAAAUCCUUCAUGAGUGCCUUAAAAGAAACCAUGGAAUGGGUGACACAUCCAUAAAGUUUGAAGUGAUUCCUGGUAAAAAUCAGAAGAGCGAAUAUGUCAUGACGUGUGGGAAGCAUACAGUGCGUGGCUGGUGUAAAAAUAAGAGAGUUGGAAAACAGUUGGCAUCUCAGAAAAUCUUGCAGCUGCUUCACCCGCAUGUGAAAAACUGGGGUUCAUUAUUGCGCAUGUAUGGUAGAGAGAGCAGUAAGAUGGUGAAACAGGAAACGUCUGAUAAAAGUGUGAUAGAGCUUCAGCAGUAUGCCAAAAAGAACAAGCCAAAUCUACACAUUCUGAACAAGUUACAGGAAGAAAUGAGAAAAUUGGCGCAAGAAAGAGAAGAAACACGAAAGAAGCCCAAGAUGACGAUUGUAGAAUCUGCUCAACCUGGUAGCGAACCUCUCUGUACAGUUGAUGUGUGACCAGAAAUCGUAACAAUUGGGGAGCAAUAAACAAGCGGCGAGAGCUAGUUUUUUUUCCAACUAUUAAUCAAGAAUUGGUUUGCUUCAGAAUGCAAAAUAACAUAACAAUCCAAGCUGCUUCAAAUAUGCAUUGUUCUUCAUCAUCAGGGCAAUAGUACUUUCAUUUUUUCCUCACUUUUAAUCUUUGAGAGACACCUUUAUACAAGAGAGCAAAAAAUCUUUGCUUGAGCCGAUGCACAGAGGGGCAAGCAGGCACAUACAUUCACACAGGAUAAGCUGAAGCGAGCCCCCACCCCCACCCCAAAGUAUACAUGCUGUCUUGAAUGGAUGUGUUUAAGUAUCAAAUUCAGGAAUGUCUAUGUAAAAGGUAGAAUGAAUGUAUAAGAGAGAAACAUAAUUGUACAUGCUCUUGUAUGAAUAUGCUGUCAACUAUUUUUCUGAAGGUCUCUGCUGCAUUUCAGCAAAUAAUAACAUGCACUGAUAAGACACUUUCUGACAGCUACAUUGCAAAAGUUGAAAAGCAAUGUUCUUCUUGCCCAUAAAGGUUAGGCCAGUAGCACUUCUUUGUUGUAUUGUGACAGGCUUCAGAUUUCUAACAUCCUGCUGCACAGAUGUUCUUUAGCAAAGAAGGGGGCACUCCACGACAUUGAGCAGCUCCCCACCCCCAUUCCUUUUUAGAACAUAGGAAGCCUUGCUUGUUUACAAGUAUAUGGCUCUUCAGGUACCCCCUGCAAUGAAAUUCAAAUGAAAGUGGGUGGGAUUGAUGAGGCACCCUUCAGUCCUUUAGUUUAGUAUUUGUUUAGUUGUGGAAGAAGAAUCUUCCACAGUCAUCUUGGUGACUGGCAUCUUGAGUCAUUCUUAAAACCCGUUGAAAAGCAAUCUAAAAAUAUACUGACAGCCAAUACUCCCAUCUUCCUGGGCCUUGUAGUCUUAAUCCAAUUGUAUUAAAUCGGAUCUUUAAACUCUUGCGUUAUGUAAGCUUUAAGAAAAAGAGAAAUGCUUUCCUUUGUGGCCUAUCAGUGCUCAUUUUUUUAAAAAAAAAAUCACUGGAUUAAUCUUUAAACUUUUUUUAAAGUUAUCACAGGUUUUGUUUUUGUGAAAUGUUUUUAGCAUUGGCAGAGUAAUUUCUGCUGUGGAAACCUAAUAGAUUGUAAAUUUGGGAGACAUCAGAGAGGACUAGAGACUUUCAAAACAACUUGUGUUAAGAUGAAAUAAAGAACACAGAUAUGCAAAUUCUGUCUUGUAUAGUUUCUUAAGCUGUUCAGUACUUGGUUGCAUCAGGUACAAGACCUGUAACAAGGCAGUCUAUACAGUUGUAUGAUUUAUCCUAGGCAUGCCUCGUACGCACACUUUUACACUCCAAAGAGACUAGAGGGAAGGAUGGGCACCUACUUUGUGCUCCUGCUGUCAGCCUGUUUUUCCUGAGGAACUUCCUAGUAAAGUGUCUGGCCAUUGGUAAAUGCUCAUGAGGUGAACAUCUGUUCUAAAAAGGGCCCUAUUUCAGACUUCCCUUGCAGCGACAUGUAAGGAAAGCAGUGCAGCAGAAAAUAGUCUUGCCUAAGACCUUCAGCAGAAGGCUGAAUCCUGCCUCUUGCAUGAAAUUAUUGGUGCAGUCUUCUGAGAAAGGUAUUCUAGCCCUAGGAACUUUUCCAGCUAUACAUGUCUUGCUGCUUUCCAGUUUGGAAGGCAAAAGGUGAUUAGUAGCUAGUAAAUGGUAUACAACCUUCCAUUGUCUACUAGUGAACUCUGCAAAUGUCUUAAUUUGACAUCUGCAUGAGUCACCACUCAACCCAUUUGCUGGAGGGCUACAGUGGAGUGGAUAAAAAAAAAACCCUAAGCCAAAAUCUUAUUUUCCACACUGGCCACUGUUCAGAAUGUCAGGAAAUCAAUUCCUUAUCAAAUGGUUAGGCAUUCUGUUUAAGUUAAUACUUGUCAAAUGGCUUUGGAGAUUGGCCUAAUGUCUUCAUGCCACCAGUGUGGAUAAAAAUAGCAUGACCUUGGUAGGCUAUGUGAAGAGCUGUAAGAUAUAGAAUCUGCAUUUAAUAAACUGCUAGUGAACAGCUGUCCAUACUGGUGGGAUGCACUCAUAGCCACAGUAGCCAGACCACUUCCACACCCCUUGGUGGAAGCCCUACUGUUCCUGACUUUUGCAGUGAUGAUCCCAUCCCAAUACUCACUACUCCUGUGUUGGUAUAUACAAUACUUUAAUUACUCUGCAAAGAGUAGCAACAUACUCCUUUUGUACCUUUAUUUGGAAUCUCUCAAUUCGGAGCUAUGGCAGGUUGUGUGACAAGAUGCUAACACACUUUUCAAUGCUGUUCUGUAAGUUUUACUGGACUGAUACAGUACUAAAAACAGUUGGGCUUUUAUUUAGUAUUUUUAACAUAUUGGCAUGUCUAGCUUGGGGGGAAAAACUCAUAGUGCUUUCAUAACAAACCAUCUCCUUUGAGUAUUUGGAAUGUUUUGCAGUUUACCUGCAUGUUUUCCAUUGAUGCCUCAUUCUAGAAAUAUUAUUUUUAAGAGUAUUGCCCCAUUGACCAUCUUGCUUUAGUCUUACCUCAGUCUGCCAUUAUCUGACUCCUACUUAGGUGACCGCUGCCCUUAAAACAUCAGACAUGUCAUUGUGAACCAAAGGCUAGUACCAAUUAUGCAUUCUUUUACAACCAAGGGUAUUUACUUGAUGUGCUGCAGCCUCUUUGGGCAAGAUGUUCAGAUAAAGCGCAAUAACUCCUGGAACAAACAAUGUAACUGCUGUUGUCACUGUGAAGUAUUCCUGUAUUCUGAUGUUUACUAUUGUUUGAAGUGUAACUGUCUUGCAUUUGCACAUAAGCACAAGCUGCUAUGAUAGAGGGUAGAUGGUUGCAUUAACUUCAGCUUCUGCAUGAAUACUUAUGCAGUGUGAUUCAAGACAUAUCUGAGAAAGUAUGUAUCUCUUGUAACGUGUGUGGUUUUUUCUAGUUAAUCUUGAAUACCUAAAAGAAUCUACUUUCAGACCUGUUCUCACGUCCCUCUCGUAAGAUCGCCGUGUUCUUGUGUAUGGGCAUGGGUUUUUGCUUUGAAGUUCUUAACAGGUGUGAUACUGAUUUGAAGGAUAAAAUUGGUACUUAUCUGAAUGUUUUUAAAGACAAUAGUUACUAAAGCAGGAAAUCACAUGCUACCUAUUUAAAUAACCAGUAGCUCAGCUGAGUAUUGAAUUUCAACUUGUUAGGUCCUCAGCUAUUGAAAACCAGUUUUGAAAUAUGCAUAAAUAGUCCUGUUUGAUUUUAACUCUUGCCGAUUUGCCACCAGUGGUCACACUUGCAAAAGCCUUUCUUUCUAGCCUAGCCAUGACUACACCUCAUGCUAGUCUAAUUCUUGGUUCUGGUGAGAAAGCCAGCAAUUAAUAGCUACCUGAAGCUUGUAUGGGAACAGUUCCAAAUUAGUCCUGUGCCAUUUUGGAACAACUUAGUGAUCUAUUGCAGUAUUGUAUUUUUAAAGGAAUGUGACCAACUCAAUGUUACUGGUUGCUGUACGAAUUGUAUGUUGAGUGCAAUUGCUUGAUGCCAGUGCUCAGUUGGUACAACUAUAAAGCCUCUCAUUAAGCCUGUUUUAGGUAUUUGAGUUCAUGUGGUAUUUGGAAAAAAACAUUAGUUUUGAGCAAUAAAAGUUUGAUAUUA